CCAAAAUUCGAACCUUGCGAACGAACCUGACAGAUUUCACGAGCAAAUCACGAAUCUGGAAGCAGGACGAGCGGUGCGAACGAACCCACGAACGGAACAGAGAAGAGUCCGGGCGUUGGACCAUUGAUUCCUUGUUCAAUCAGAAAUGGCGCCUACAAAGAAAUCGAAAAAGCGCAACAAGGAUUCCAAGAAACUGAAGAAACGUAAAAAUUUGAGCGUUGUUCCCAUGGAACCCAGAGCAUCAGACCCUGAUUGGUGGGAAAUUUUCUGGCACAAAAACUGUUCCCUCUCAGGUUCUCCUGGAGGUGAUGAUGAAGCAGUUGGAUUCAAGUAUUUCUUUCGAACUUCGAAGAAAACUUUCGACUACAUUUGUUCCCUCGUACGAGAAGAUCUCAUUUCAAGGCCACCGUCUGGGCUUAUCAAUAUUGAAGGGAGACUUCUUAGUGUGGAGAAGCAGGUUGCAAUUGCUAUGCGAAGAUUGGCAUCGGGAGAAUCACAAGUUUCUGUGGGAGCUGCCUUUGGAGUUGGCCAGUCCACAGUCUCUCAGGUUACUUGGAGAUUUGUCGAAGCUUUGGAGCAACGUGCGAAGCACCAUCUUCAGUGGCCGAGUUCCUCUAGGUUGGAGGAAAUCAAAUCACAUUUUGAAGCUUGCUUUAGUUUGCCUAAUUGUUGUGGAGCCAUAGAUGCAACGCACAUCAUUAUGACACUUCCAGCUGUACAAACAUCAGAUGAUUGGUGUGAUACCAACAAUAAUUACAGUAUGUUCUUGCAGGGAAUUGUUGAUCACCAGAUGAGAUUUCUUGACAUUGUAACUGGUUGGCCUGGGGCCAUGACAACUAGUAGGUUAUUGAAGUGCUCACAAAUUUUCAAACUAUGCGAUGCCGGUGAACGCUUGAAUGGGAAUGUAAAGAAGUUCUCUGGAGGGUCAGAAAUCAGAGAAUACUUAGUUGGUGGAGUUGGUUAUCCUCUUCUUCCUUGGUUGAUUACUCCUUACGAAAGUGACAACCUAUCGCCGUUGAAAUUCAACUUCAAUGCUGUGCAAGGAGCUGCGAAAUCGCUUGCUGUGAGGGCAUUCUCUCAGUUGAAGGGAAGCUGGAGAAUCCUCAACAAGGUGAUGUGGAGACCCGAUAAGCGGAAGCUGCCAAGCAUUAUACUGGUAUGCUGUUUACUUCAAAACAUUAUAAUUGACAAUGGAGAUGAGUUGCAACCAGAUGUUGCUUUAUCUGGUCAUCACGAUUUGGGAUAUCAGGAGCAUUGUUGUAAACAGUUAGAUCCAUUGGGGAACAAUCUAAGGGAAAACUUAGCCAAGCACUUGCAUCAAAAUAAAGAGAGAGUUUGUUCUUCAUAAGACCCAAAAUUGCAUAGGUUUCCCAGAACUUGUCAACGAUCUAGUAUAACUUAGAUUUGUAUUUACACUGAUGAAGCAAUGCAUAUUUUGUUCGAAAUUUUCCCCAUUGUGAAGAGGAGUAUUUAAGUCAUGUCAUGUUAGUUUCUGUAAGUAUAUAUUCUUCAAUGAAAACUCCAAUUUUCCUCUGGGAGAUUAGUUA
Molecule: messenger RNA, 1547 nt
Organism: Cucumis melo (muskmelon)
Lineage: Eukaryota; Viridiplantae; Streptophyta; Magnoliopsida; Cucurbitales; Cucurbitaceae
Product: protein ANTAGONIST OF LIKE HETEROCHROMATIN PROTEIN 1
Exons: 2
Coding region: 146-1348 (400 amino acids)
Cellular component (GO): ESC/E(Z) complex; PRC1 complex
Molecular function (GO): chromatin binding
Source: RefSeq, a predicted model, not a curated record